Molecule: messenger RNA, 2983 nt
Organism: Babesia bovis T2Bo
Lineage: Eukaryota; Apicomplexa; Aconoidasida; Piroplasmida; Babesiidae
Product: KH domain family protein
Exons: 1
Coding region: 381-2933 (850 amino acids)
Molecular function (GO): RNA binding
Source: RefSeq, a predicted model, not a curated record
UACAGUUUGCUACACAUUUGUGCAAAAUCAUCGUUUCCAUAACUUAGAGCUCUGGUAGAAUGCCAUCGGCUCGUUAAAAUUCUACACAUCGACACUUUGUUUUCUAUACUGUCUCGUCACACAUCUAUUUGAUUAGUCGCUUCUCAUGCAGUUAUACAUUGGCUUUAUUUCUCGUUACCUGAAUCUUAGCAUUGCAUUUUCAUAGUAUAUUUAUCGGCUACUUAUUUGCUUGACUAUUUUGCUAACAGAAGUCCUGAAUCUAGGUCACCUGGCGCCGUCAUUUGUUACAUAUCACAAUUGUGCUGGUUCAUAAACCAUCAGUCUGUGUAUGAGGUGAUAAUAUAUCAGAAAUUCAAUUUGGAGAUUUUUCAUGUGACUCUAUGGAAGCCAACAUGAAGAGGGAGGAUGCUUUAGGUUCGUCCUCAAUGUCUGAUGGUAUUAAUACUGAGCAGUAUUCUGCUGCUGCAUCUUUCAGUACUUUGAUUGAUGAUGACGGCUUUGAGCGGGUAUUGACGCCAGCUGAGCGGAAGGCAUUGCGCAAAAAGGCUAAUGUUGCUGCACAGACAAAUGUAGUAUCCAUGAAUGGUGAUGUAAAAAGUGGCACUAGAGUUUUAGACUCUGUGUUCAACAAGAUAAAAUCUAGGAUGCAGAAGUUUGGUGUUGAUGUCGCAUCUUUACCCAUAACGUCUGAUAUGUCUAUUAGUUGUGAUGCCGCCGUGGAGGAUUUAAAUGAACUAAUUGAUGAAAUUGACGCUGCUAUUAAAUCAGCUCCUGGCACGGUUCCUACGCCAUUACGAUUUACCAAUCUGGAUGACCUUGACAAAACGGUGCGUGAAAUCAAUGAUAAUUUAAGGAGAUUAAAGGCUAAAAGCGGUAAGGGCCUUGUUCCUGAUAUAGACGACAUUGAGAGUGCUAUUAAGGAUAAUGAAACAUACCUAGUUUAUUUAAAGGAAGAACGCGUUAUUGUUGAGGGAUAUCAACGUAUGAAAACAUUUCAGAAUAAGUUACAGGGCUAUAAGAAGGCUUUGUUAGACAUCAUCUCAUAUCGUGCUGCUUCUGCUAGGAGAUCGAGUCUCAUGACGGAUAAAGGACUGAAUCCUGCAUCUGCAAGAUCACAACAAAAUGAUUAUAUAUUGGGUAUUUUGCAACGAAUGAAAGCCGAUAAGGGGUUAGUAUUUGAUCACUCUAAUGUCAUCAAAAGUGAAUUGGUUCUUAUGGCCACCCCAAAUCGUUUCCACCCUCCAUAUAACUAUUUAAAGCGUAUAAAGGAACGCUUUUUCGUUCAUAUAGACCCUAUAGAUGUAAAAGGAUCUGACAUUACGGCUCUGCAUCUGAAUGUUCACGGCGAAAGUGCAGAUGUUGAUGCUUGCGUAACAUAUCUCAAGAGUUUGGAAUUCCACUCAUCGAAGCAAAUACAUAUCGAUUACGAACGUAUCAAAAAAAUAUUUGGUGGUUUGUCAGGCUUAUCACAAAUUGAUGAAUCCUUUAAUGUGAUGACAUUCUAUUACCAGGGUGCUAUAGACCUCAUAGGUAGCCGUGAUGGUGUUAAUUUAGCAUUCAACUAUAUAGAUGAGAAGAUCAAGGCAUUUGAAAGUAAUGUUGAUGUUGGGAAGAGCAUUUCCGCUCCCGCUACGUUGGCCGAACACGAGGCUCGCAAAGUACAGCUGCAGUAUGAUUUCUUGGUUUGCAAGGCAUUAUCUAUGCGCUUCAGGAAUUUGGUGCGCAAUAUUGAGGCCGAUUUGGGAGUAUCGGUAUCGUUUGAUUUUACAGCGAGAGAUGGCAAGGCUGCAAUGUAUGUAAAUGUAGACAGUACGUACAAAACGGAUGAUCAAUCUGCUACAGGCCGUAUUAAAACGGCUGUUACCCAACUGGAGGCUUUGGCAGCAUCUAUGGGAACCGUUGAAAUUCCUGGUACAAAUGAUGAGGACGUCAUGAGCUACCUAUUUUCAGAAGAUAUAUUAAGGUGUCGUUUUGUCUCACCGGACUUUUGCAUGCAUCGUUACGGAGGCAUGGUCCAUAUUGUCGGUAAGAAGAGCGUGCUGAAAGACGCUUUGGUUCGUGUGAAAACUUUGCUACUUAACCGGAACAUGAAGCCUAGAGAGUUACAUGUGGAGGCUGAUAUGGCGUUUAUGCUUUCUCCUUCGACGCUGUCAGCAGUGGAGGAUUGGACCGGUGUAACUAUACUGAUUCGUGAAUCUAUUAAUGGUUCAGUGCUUGUAAUCUAUGGUAAUAAGGAGCAGCAGGACGAGUGCGUGAAACAAGUAGAAGAAAUACUUAGCACUCAUGUUGAGUAUACUUUCGACCUAUCUUCUGCCCAUAUGGCCGUAUUGUCCGAUAACAAGUACCGUAUAAUACGUGACUUGGAAGACAAGACUCACGUUCAUAUUGUGGUAAAGAAGGUUUCAAAUGAACUCAUUUUCCAUGGUCAAAGGGAGAAGGUUGACGAAGCAGUAGAUGUCAUGAAGGCAUUCACAGAGAACUUCGUCUGUCUCGAUAACACUAAAAUCAGUGAUAUUACAAUAACUGGUGAUUUCUAUGCCUGGAUACGUGUCCCCAAACGACACAUCGGUGCUGUCAUUGGUAAAGGUGGUUCCACGUUACGUGAUAUAAUAUCAAAUGCUGGACUUCGAAACAUAUUUGUUAACCGUGGUGACAAUUCAGAUGAUAUUGUAUGCUUUGAAGGUAACAAGGUUGCUGUGAAGAAUGCGUUAGAAGUGCUAAGUCACAUUUUGGAAUUUGACGGGGUGAACCAACAGGAUAGCCCUAUAGAAGACUUCUUAGUCGGCAGAUAUAGUAGCACGCAUUCAGUGCUGCGCACCAAUGUACCUACGACUGUCGAGCGUAGUUCAAAGCCCGCGCGCAACAGUGGUAGUAAACCGAUUGUGUUCGAUUGCCGCGAUGAUGAUUUUCCGGCUCUUGGUAGCAAGAUGUAAUGUGCGCCAAUGAGUAACCCUUUGAUAAUGUUUUUAUCAAAUAUUCUUAU